AUGAUCGACAACUUCACUAACGCCUUCCGCAGCUCUCGUGAGUUUGCUCAACUCGUGGGUGAAGAGCAGGCUGGGCAGUUUGAUCGACUAGGGAAUUAUCUCUACAAACUGUUAGCAGCGCUGAUACGAGGCAACCGUGAAAAUUGCGCUCAGUUUGCUGCACCGGCUCGCCUCGAUUGGCUCUUCAACCGACUUGAGUUGCAGCAGACCUUUGCUGAAGGCGUGCUUGACGCUUUGCACUGUGUACUUACUGAUUCAGAUGAGGCUCUCAAUUUGAUUCAGGAUCGGCACAUCCGCACUCUGAUCGGACUUCUGGAGAAGCAGGGCAGAGAUCCUCGAGUUUGUCAUGCUCUAUUAAAUAUUUGUUCAAUUUAG
This is a messenger RNA of Protopolystoma xenopodis, 375 nucleotides long. NCBI's taxonomy places the organism in Eukaryota, Metazoa, Platyhelminthes, Monogenea, Polystomatidea, Polystomatidae. The record is from the annotation of a GenBank genome assembly.